GUAUCACUGAGAGCCCCGUGUCGGAUGUAAAUAGAAAUUAUGUCGGUACUCUAUCUACGACGACACUUCAUAUAUUUAGUAUAAAUCAUGAGUUUUAUUUGGGAUUGGUUGUCUGGUUCUGUGUCAAAGGUUUUGAGUUAUCUCGGCUUAUGGCAAAAAAACGGAAAGCUGGUAUUUUUAGGGCUAGACAACGCUGGGAAAACAACAUUACUGCAUCGUCUGAAAGAUGAUCGCAUGGCUCAACAUGUUCCAACACUUCAUCCAACUUCUGAAGAAUUGUCGAUCGGUGGUAUGAGAUUUACGACUUUUGAUCUUGGUGGGCAUGAACAAGCAAGGCGCGUUUGGAAAAAUUACAUCCCAGCUGUUGAUGGCCUUGUCUUUAUGGUAGAUGCAUACGAUCGUAACAGAUUCUUGGAGUCAAAGAAGGAGUUGGACAAUCUCCUGCAGGAUGAGCAGAUUGCUCACGCUCCUAUUUUAAUACUCGGAAACAAAAUAGAUAAACCCGGUGCAGCUAGUGAGGAAGAAUUGCGGUACUUCUUGGGGUUACAGGGAAUCACAACAGGAAAGGGUACCAUUAAUAAAAGUCAAAUACCUACUGGGAGACCUAUUGAACUGUUCAUGUGCAGUAUAUUAAAACGGCAAGGUUAUGGUGAAGCGUUUAAUUGGCUUGCUCAAUAUCUUGAUUAAAUACUUAUUAUUCAUGUAAUUUAUUUUAUAUUAAUAAAGAAUGCAACUCAUUUAA
This is a messenger RNA of Schistosoma margrebowiei, 742 nucleotides long. The record is from the annotation of a GenBank genome assembly. NCBI's taxonomy places the organism in Eukaryota, Metazoa, Platyhelminthes, Trematoda, Strigeidida, Schistosomatidae.